CCGCAAAGUACUACAACUACCCGGAGCCUCAGCUGCCGCACGUGGGAUCCAAAUGUCGCGAUCAAAUCAGGAUUUAAAUAGAAACGACCUCGGAGUUGGGAGAGAAGUGGGAGAGAGCAGUCUGACUGUCCUGUGAGAAUGGCUGAGCCUAUUAGAGUUCUGGUGACUGGUGCCGCUGGGCAAAUUGCCUAUUCCCUGUUGUUCAGCAUUGCCAAGGGUGAUGUCUUCGGCAAGGAUCAGCCCAUCACCUUGCUCCUGUUGGACAUUACACCCAUGUUGUCUGUCCUGGAUGGUGUCGUCAUGGAGCUGCAGGACUGUGCUCUCCCACUUCUGAAAGAGAUUGUCCCCACUGACAAGGAGGAGGUAGCUUUCAAGGACCUGGAUGCCGCCAUCUUGGUGGGCUCCAUGCCCAGGAAGGAGGGAAUGGAGAGGAAGGACCUGCUCAAAGCCAACGUGGCAAUCUUCAAGAGCCAGGGAGCCGCUCUAGAGAAGUAUGCCAAGAAGACUGUGAAGGUGCUGGUUGUGGGAAACCCUGCCAACACAAACUGCCUGAUUGCAGCCAAAUCUGCUCCUUCUAUUCCAAAAGAGAACUUCUCCUGUCUCACCCGUCUGGAUCACAACAGGGCUCGCUCUCAGGUGGCAAUGCGCUGUGGCGUUCCUGCCACGCAGGUAAAGAAUGUGAUUAUCUGGGGUAACCACUCAUCCACCCAGUACCCUGAUGUGCACCACUGCUUAGUCAACAUGUCUGGUAGUGAACUGGCCUGUUUUGAAGCAGUCAAGGAUGAUGCCUGGCUCAAAGGAGAUUUUAUCACUACAGUGCAGCAGAGAGGUGCUGCCGUCAUCAAGGCAAGGAAGCUGUCCAGUGCCAUGUCUGCAGCGAAGGCUAUCUGUGACCAUAUGAGAGACAUCUGGUCUGGUACCUCUGAGGGUGAGUUCAUCUCGAUGGGUGUGUACUCCAGUGGGAACUCCUACGGCGUCCCAGAAGACCUCAUCUACUCAUUCCCUGUCCAGAUCAAGGACAAGACCUGGAAGAUUGUAGAGGGCCUGGCCAUUAAUGAUUUUUCCCAAUCAAAGAUGGACGCCACAGCAGCAGAGCUGCUAGAGGAGAGAGACACCGCUGUGUCUUUUCUAGGCGUAUGACUAGAGCCUACGGAACCAUCUGACGGGCAUUUAAACAGCCCAAAAGCCCCAGACGCGCGUCUGUGAUGAAGCACUCCACCAGACCCUGCAUUACUGUGUGCAUACUGUAUGUGUGUAUGAGAGAGAGGGUGAUUGUGUGUGAGGCAUUUAUGAUUUUGAAGUUGGACUUAUACUAGUGCGUUGGGAUGCCACUAAGGUACACAUUCGUCACAAAUGUACAGGAGCUUUCACAAAGGCAGUGAUCAGCUCAUGGUUGGGGUGACUUGUGUCCUCUACAAGUUUGACGUACUGAUAAUACAAUAUUAAAAAAGCUUUUCUGAUUGAUCCUAUUCAUUAUAAAGUGGAUAAAUUAGAUUGGAACCUGGAAUACAGUGACUACACAUGACUUUUGAGUUGCUGUACUUUUCAGUGUUCACGUAUACCUUUAAUUUAAUUUAAUUUAAUAUACACUGUAAUACUGAUGGUUUACCCAAUGUGUCACCACGUAGCUAUUUUCCGAUACAUUUUCUUUGGUUGUAUGUGAUUGAAUGACUGUUACAUGUAGUCAGUGAUGCACUAAAUGCUCAGACACUGAAAUGCGUAACUUCUGAGCUGACAAUAAAAAACAAAACAAAACAGAA
Molecule: messenger RNA, 1760 nt
Organism: Betta splendens (Siamese fighting fish)
Lineage: Eukaryota; Metazoa; Chordata; Actinopteri; Anabantiformes; Osphronemidae
Gene: mdh1ab
Product: malate dehydrogenase 1Ab, NAD (soluble)
Exons: 9
Coding region: 139-1140 (333 amino acids)
Biological process (GO): malate metabolic process; tricarboxylic acid cycle; oxaloacetate metabolic process
Cellular component (GO): cytosol; mitochondrion
Molecular function (GO): L-malate dehydrogenase (NAD+) activity
Source: RefSeq, a predicted model, not a curated record